Messenger RNA from Pezoporus occidentalis (night parrot), 2108 nucleotides. Its product is annotated as histone deacetylase 6-like. NCBI's taxonomy places the organism in Eukaryota, Metazoa, Chordata, Aves, Psittaciformes, Psittacidae. The record is from RefSeq and is a predicted model, not a curated record. The transcript is spliced from 20 exons. Gene Ontology annotation, cellular component: histone deacetylase complex. The annotation marks the transcript as partial. Gene Ontology annotation, molecular function: histone deacetylase activity; transcription factor binding. Gene Ontology annotation, biological process: negative regulation of transcription by RNA polymerase II.
AUGGCGGCCUCCAUUGGGACACGCCCAAGAUGGCGGCCUCCAUUGGGACACGCCCAUGAUGGCGGCCUCCAUUGGGACACGCCCAUGAUGGCGGCCUCCAUUGGGACACGCCCAAGAUGGCGGCCUCCACUGGGACACGCCCAUGAUGGCGGCCUCCACUGGGACACGCCCAAGAUGGCGGCCUCCAUUGGGACACGCCCAAGAUGGCUGCGUCCGUCGGAGCGCACCCAAUAUGGCCGCUCACGCCUCGCACCACGUGGCCUCUCGCAGCCAAUCCCUGCGCCCUUCCCUUUGCUCAGCCUCGCUCCUGCCUCAGCCCCGCCCCUACGUCAUCGCCGUGCGCCGGCGCCAGCGGGGCUGCAGGGCCGCGCGGGGCGCCGAGCCCCGCCCCCGAGGGGGGGGCUGCCCGAGGUCAAGCGCCGCGGCCGAGCCCGGAGCCGGCGGGAGGGGCUGGAGGCGGAGCUACAACGGCUGGACCUGGGGACCGACGCUGCAGCCCCCACCGGGACAGGGCUGGUCUAUGAGGAUGCUCAGAGCCCUGGGGGGCCGGAGCCGCUGGCGAGGGCUUGGGCAGCGCUGGAGGAGCUGGGGCUGGUGCAGCGCUGUGUGCGCCUGGAGUGUCGCCCGGCCACCAAUGAGGAGCUGCUGCUGCUGUACAGCCCCACAUUGCAGGAGCAGACGGAGCAGCAGCCCCCACCCGCGCCCCCCCCGGGCCUCUCCCUGGCUCUGGGGUCGCUGCUGGAGCUGCAGCAGAAGGUGCUGAGCGGGGACCUGCGCAAUGGAUUGGUGCUGGUGCGCCCCCCCCAGCACCUGGGCUCCAGCCCCAUCAGCGCCGCGGCUCGAGCAGCCCAGAGACACGGCCUGGAGCGGAUCCUCCUCGUGGAUUGGAGCCCCCAGCCCGGCCGGGCCCCCCCCCGCCUCAGCCAGGAGCAGCCGGGGCUGCUCUAUUUUGGGAUGCACCAGGGCAGGGACCCCCCCCCCUGCCCCAGCGACGGCUUCACCGUGGAGCUGCACUGGGACGAGGCUGGCAUGACAGAUGGGGACUACGCAGCCGCCUUCUUCCAUCUCCUGCUGCCCAUUGCCUUUGAGUUCCAGCCCCAGCUCGUGCUGGUGGCCGCCAGCUUCGACAUCGCCUCCGAGGACCCCAAGGGGCAAGGGGGGGUCUCCCCCGAUGGAUUCGCUCUCCUGACCCAUUUGCUGUCAGCGCUGGCGGGGGGGCGCCUGGUCCUGGCCCUCGAGGGGGGGGCGGGGGCGGCGGCGCUGGGGGGGGGGCUCAGCUCCAUCCUGCGCUCGCUGCUGGGGGACCCCGGGGACCCCCCCGGCCCCAUGGUGCCCACCCCAAGCGGCCUGGCCUGCGUGUCCCGGGCCUUGUCCCUGCACCGCCCGCGCUGGAGGUACCUGAGCUGCGCCGAGCCCGAGGAGGAGGAGGAGGAAGAGGAAGAGGAGGAGGAGGAGGAGGAAGUGGAGGAGGUGGAGGAGGAGGAGGAGGAGGGGGGGGAUGAAGGCGAUGAAGGGGACGCCCCCCCCCCGCAGCAGCCGCCAUGGCCGCAGCCCGCGGCCCGCACGGGGCUGCUCUAUGAUGAGCGCAUGGAGGAGCACCACAACCCCUGGGACAGCCAGCACCCUGAGGCCCCGCAGCGGGGCAGGCGCAUCCUGGAGCGGGCGCAGGAGCUGGGGCUGGCUCAGCGCUGCCUGCGCCUGCCUGCGAGGGCUGCGAGCACCGGGGAGCUGCGGGCCUGCCACACGGGGGCGCUCCUGUCCCUCCUGGCGCGCUCGGCGGCGCUGCCCGCGCGGGACCUGCGCUCCGUGGCCGCGCGCUUCGACUCGCUCUUCCUGAGCCCCCGCUCCCACGCGUGCGCGCGGCUCGCGGCCGGCACCGCCUGCGCCGCCGUGGGGGCCGUGCUCAGCGGGCAGGUCCGCAACGCCUUGGCCAUCGUGCGCCCCCCCGGGCACCACGCGGGCCCCGGGGCCCCCGGCGGCUUUUGCCUCUUCAACAACGUGGCCGUGGCGGCGCGGCACGGACAGGGGCUGGCGGGGGGGGUGCUGAUCGUGGACUGGGACGUUCACCACGGCAACGGCACCCAGAAGAUCUUUGAGGAGGACCCAAG